AUGAAGCCAAAGAAAAGACAAAAUCAAGCAAAUAUCCCUCAUCGCAAUAAAAUAGAAAAAGAGUUAAAAGUGCUUGACGAAAAUCCUAAUGAAAUCAGAGUUUUAAAACAGAAGCCACAAGCAAAAGCUCAUUUGAAAAUUAAAACUGCAAAGCUAGAACCAAAUCAAAAUUAUGUUCAAUGUUCUACUUGCUUAAAAUUAUCUAAGCUGAUAGCCGAAUCCUCUUGUGAGCACUCACAAUGUUCAAACUGCUUUCGUAAAUACUUGAUUUCUUUAAAACUAUCAAUUUUAGAAGAAAACAUUCCCUGUUCAGUAUGCAAAUCUAAGCUUCCGAUGCAAUAUAUCUACAAUAUUUUAGGGAAUAAGGAAUCAUUUGAAAAAAUCCAAGCUGAUGUUCUAAACCGAGAAUAUGCUCAAUACGAUGAACCUAGAGAAGUCCCUAAAUUUCAAUGCCUGAUCUGUUUAGAAAACUUCAAUAUUGAUCAGGGCAUCACAUUGUCAUGUGAUCACCGCUAUUGCACCAAUUGCAUUAAAGGGCACAUCGAAAGCCUGAUAAAUGAAGGAAAAGUUACAGAAGAAGACAUGAAAUGCCCCCAAUGCCCUGCCCCAAUAACCCCACAAGAAGUAGAAGGCAAUGCCUCCAAAGACAACUUUAAUCGAUAUUUAGAGUUUUCAAUGCGAAAAUUCAAACCCAAAGGUAAAAAUUUAUUUUUCAAGCAGUGCUUUAAAUGUGACGCACCGAUGGAAAUUUCUGUAAAUGUCAAAGAAAUUAUUUGCCCUGGAUGUCAUAGAGUUUACUGUCCCCAAUGCAAUAACAAGCAUACAGGCAUGACCUGUGAAGAAUUUGAGAAAUCAAAAGAAGAUAAAAAGAAGCAGGAAGAAAUCCCAAAGAUAGAAGACAUGGUUCGGUGUCCUAAAUGCAGAAACGGAAUAUUAAAAGAGUCUGGGUGCAAUUUUAUGCUGUGCCGAUAUCCUGACUGCAGAAAAACAUAUUUCUGUUUUCUCUGUGGAAAACAACUACAAAAAAAACACCAUUAUUCUCAUUAUAAGAAAAGUGGACCUUUUGGAAACUCCUGCAACACCCAGGACCGAAUAAAAGAUGAUUAA
Molecule: messenger RNA, 1107 nt
Organism: Blepharisma stoltei
Lineage: Eukaryota; Ciliophora; Heterotrichea; Heterotrichida; Blepharismidae
Source: the annotation of a GenBank genome assembly